AUGGCUGACAUGGACGUUGAUCAAACCGUUGUGACGACCAAGAAAGAGGGCAAAGCAAAGGAAGGCAAGCAAAGAUUCGAAGUUAAGAAGUGGAACGCGGUCGCCUUGUGGGCGUGGGACAUCGUCGUGGACAACUGCGCCAUCUGCAGGAACCAUAUCAUGGAUCUGUGCAUCGAUUGUCAAGCCAAUCAAGUCUCUGCUACCAGCGAAGAGUGCAAUGCUGCAUGGGGAAUCUGCAACCACGCCUUCCACUUCCACUGCAUUUCUCGGUGGCUCAAGACAAGGAACGUCUGUCCGUUGGACAAUAGGGAGUGGGAACUCCAGAAAUAUGGACGCUAG
Messenger RNA from Pleurotus ostreatus (oyster mushroom), 339 nucleotides. RefSeq names its product RING-box protein 1 (gene RBX1). Gene Ontology annotation, biological process: ubiquitin-dependent protein catabolic process; protein ubiquitination. Gene Ontology annotation, molecular function: ubiquitin protein ligase activity; cullin family protein binding; zinc ion binding. Gene Ontology annotation, cellular component: cullin-RING ubiquitin ligase complex; nucleus. The coding region runs from base 1 to 339 and encodes 112 amino acids. The record is from RefSeq and is a predicted model, not a curated record. The transcript is spliced from 6 exons. NCBI's taxonomy places the organism in Eukaryota, Fungi, Basidiomycota, Agaricomycetes, Agaricales, Pleurotaceae.